Molecule: messenger RNA, 1686 nt
Organism: Echinococcus granulosus
Lineage: Eukaryota; Metazoa; Platyhelminthes; Cestoda; Cyclophyllidea; Taeniidae
Product: SAM domain and HD domain-containing protein
Exons: 7
Coding region: 1-1686 (561 amino acids)
Biological process (GO): dGTP catabolic process
Cellular component (GO): nucleus
Molecular function (GO): dGTPase activity
Source: RefSeq, a predicted model, not a curated record
AUGUUUCGCUCAAGCCGAACUAAGAUUUUCCAAGAUUCUGUUCAAGGAAUCAUAGAAGUGGAACCCAUUAUAUUGCGUUUCAUCGAUACACCAGAAUUCCAGCGAUUGAGAAGACUACAUCAACUUGGGAUUGUGAACUACGUUUAUCCUGAUUGUACACAUACGCGGUUUGAACACAGUCUUGGGACUUACCAUCUUGCAAAGCGUUUAGUCGAUGCUAUACAGGCUGAUCCUGAGUGUGCUUCUGUGCGCCUCAGCAUUGGUGAACGUAUGAGCGUUUUGAUAGCUGCUUUGUGUCAUGAUCUGGGACAUGGUCCACUGUCUCACACAUGGGAACUGUUUUUGAAGCAGGGAGGAUCAGAUUACAACAAAUUUAAGCACGAAAAUAUGAGCUGUUUGAUAACAGAGCGGAUUGUCGCGAAAGACGAACCUUUACGGGAUUUGCUAAAGGACAGUGGGGUGGAUCUUGAACUUGUAUACGCACUGAUUCGCGGCCAUCCAACCCCUGAACUUGUGAUCGUUUCGAAUUCAUUAAAUGGCAAUGAUGUUGACAAGUGGGACUAUAUAAUGCGUGAUUCCCUCCAUGCAGGACUGGGCCAGGGCUCGGGUGUGAUUGAAGUAGAGAGAAUGCUUCGUUUUUAUCGCCCUGCCUACCACGCUUCUGGAGACGCUUGGCACAUGUCAUUUAGAUCCUCUGAGGCUUCAAAUGUUCUGCGUAUUUUUUCUCAACGCACGCGUCUUUAUCACAGUGUCUACUCCCAUAAAACUACUCUUGCUCUCGGAGCCAUGUUUGUUGACAUCCUCAACGCCCUGGAUUCUAUCCUGCAACUUCGUGAUCUAUCUCUGCGUGCUUGUGCUGGUGAUGACCACGCCAUGGAAGCUUUUCUCAGACUAGACGAACACUUACUCUGGGCGAUGGCAUCAUCCCAAUACCUACUUCCCCCUGAAACCUCUCCUACAAUCAAAGCGAAUUUGCGUCAGCUUUGCCAGCGCAUUGAAUUCCGACAACUUUACUCCUUUGUGGGGAAGUUUUUCUUGGCAGAGAUAAAAACUGUGAUAAAUGAACACGACUCUCUCAGCGCAAAUGAUAAUAGGUCAGAUUUGAGUAAAUUACUAGACAACGCAUGUGAAGCAGAAGACAAACCGGAAGAUGUCAUUAAAGUGGAGGUAAGGAUUCCUCUUCUACAACCUUGUGGUCUGAUUCCCUUUCCUAACUCGUUCGCCCUUGAGCUAUAUGCGACAGAUCGGUGGGAUGACUUGAAACUAGGUACUGAGGCCCAAAUUCUCACCGAGAUACUCCGGAAGCUCCCACCCAGAUCCUCGGUCAGGAGUGUUGAUGAGCUCCGUCUUGUUGUCACCACUCACUCCUCCAAUUCAACCGACGGAGAGUCGACUUUUUUCGCCUACAAGACCCUCCCCAACGCCUUUUCUAUUACACGACCAGUAAGUACUGAUAAAAGACACGACAUGGCUUGUCAUCCCAACAACCCUGAAAGAGCUCACGAAAAUUUAUUGCUGCUCCUUACUGUGGACGGGACCUCUCCAGAAGGGCAGUGCUACCCGCCUCCUGCGAGGGCCAACGCCUGCACCACCUUGUUUGGUCGAGGCACUAAACUCCUGGCUUGGCGAAAAGAGAGCAGCACAGACCACGCGGGUGUGCUAAGGAUGAAAGCCGUUCUCCGUUGA